Molecule: messenger RNA, 3169 nt
Organism: Setaria italica (foxtail millet)
Lineage: Eukaryota; Viridiplantae; Streptophyta; Magnoliopsida; Poales; Poaceae
Exons: 2
Coding region: 341-2848 (835 amino acids)
Source: RefSeq, a predicted model, not a curated record
AACGCAAGGAGAGUAGAGCGUCCUGCCUCGCGCCGAGGGACGCAGCCCCGUGGCUCCCCGCGUCGCCGCUCGACCGUCCCGCCUGGCCGUGCUCCCCGCGCCUCCGCUCGCCUCUACUCCCACCCACCGGCCGCCGCCGGCCGCGCCACCCAGCUGGUGCCGUGCGGCUCGACCCAGGCCGCCGGCGCCUCCGCGGCGCCGCCCCCGCUCGCCGGAGCUCGGCCUCCGCCGCCGCGCGCUGCCCAGUCCUCCGCUCCUUGCCGGCCGCCCCGCCCUCCGCCUCAGCUCGCCCGUGCGUCCGUGGCUCCCUGAGCCGGCAGCCGGACCUCGCGCAGCCCUCAUGCGCCGCAAGAAGCACUUGGACCGGGGUGGCGGCGGCGGUGGCGGCACGGAGCUCUUCAUCUGCUUCACCUCCCGUCCCUCCGCCGCCUCAGCCGCAUCCGUCGCCGCCGGCGGCGCUCCGUCUUCCCUCCGACCCUCCAACUCCUCCAAGCUCCUCAGCCCCGGCCGCACCAGUGCCGGCGCCGGAGCAGAGGCAGUGCCUGCCCCGCCUCUACACCCGUCGCUAAGCCGCCGCCUCCGCAACAGCGGGAGCCUCAAGGGCGGCCAGUCCCCCAUGUUCCCAUCGGGGUCCACAGGCGGUGGCCGCCGCGGCCGGGGUGGGUUCGAGCCUGCCGAGCCGUCCUCUCCCAAGGUCACCUGCAUCGGCCAGGUCCGCGUCAAGGGCGGCAAGCGCAAGGCCAAGUACGCCUCCGCCUCGGCGCUGCACUCCCGCUCCAGGCGCGGCGGGAGCGCGGAGGCCAGCUUCCGCCGCGCCGGUGACGACCGGGACGGACCCCAGGGCAAGAACCAGGGUUGGGUGUACCAGAUCCCGGUCAACAUCUGCGAGGCACUCAAGACAUUCGGCUCCUGCGGCGGCCGCUCGCUCUGCUCGCCGUCUCGGCCGGGUGGGGCUGGCGAGCGGGGGGCGCUCUCCGCCGACGCACACGGUAGCAAGAAGCGGCGCCAGCGCGCGCCGGCUGGGGGCAGCUGGCUGUGUGGCGCUGCCAUGGCGAGGUGCCUCUUGGCGAUCCAGGAGGAGGACGAUGACAUAGGAGCCGCCGUUGUGCCCACUGAGGAGAUGAGGGCGUCGGAGGUGGGGCUCGUCAUGGAAGAGUGGGAUGUCGAGGAGGAGAAGGCUGUGAUGGUGGGGGAGGUGGAGGUGGAGAAGAAAGAUGACAUCUUGGUGGUGGGGAGGGAGGAAGAAGGGAGGGUCAGCGUCUGCGUCCCCCCAAGGAACGCGCUGCUGCUAAUGCGCUGCCGUUCAGACCCAGUCCUCAUGGCUGCUCUCGCCACCCGCUUCUGGGGGUCUCCAGCUGCGGCCACCGUGGAGCAUUUGGACAAUGAAGUGGCUGGUGGCGUCGACGGUGAUGGGGACGAAGAGGAGGAUGAGGCUGAGCCAGAGGAGUGCAAAGAUGAAGCUCGUCAUUCAGCUGUUUCUGUCAAAGAUGUGAACUUUGGAGAGUGUGGUGGUGUUGAAGAUGAUGGUGGCGGAGCAGGGGAGACAAAUCAAGCACAGGCAGAAGCUGAAGAGAGCUUUAGAUUUUUUUUAGAUAAUGUAGAGAGCUUUAAAUGUGGGGAUCUUGUUGAAGAAGAUAAGGAUGGUUCACGCACAGUAGUUGUAGAGGAAGCACAGAUUGUUAGGAAAGAUGCUGCUUCGGAGGUUUCUUUGGGAGAAGACACAGUGGCAGAAAACCAAGGGCCAGGCAUGGUGGAGCUGGUGAUCAGUAAGGAGGAAGACGCUCCAGCACAAGAAAAAGUUGAGGAAGAGGUGAAAGGGAGGAGGUCAAUCAGCAACUAUUCCCCCUCGGUUGCUCUGAAGGAGGACCGCAACAAAUUGCGACGGUUGAGUAGCAGGAGACGUGUCAGUACUAGCAGCAGGGCCUCAUCGGCCAGCGAUAGGGGUGGCAGGCGACACAGCUUCUCCGCUGAGAUGGAGGCACGGCGGUCUAGCUUCUCAAGCUUGAAGGAUUCAAGGAGGGCUAGUUUCUCCAUUGAUAGAGAUGGCCGGAGGUGGAGCUUCUCAAUUGAACAGGAACAUCUCGUUGCGGAGCCUAAGGUGUUGAUGGCGUCGAGGAAGGGGAAGAAGACUUCAUCUGAGCAAGAGUUGGAGAAAGAUUGUGCUGCUGCUGUUGCUCCAAACAGUGCAGAGGAAGGCCAAGAAUCCUACGAUGAUGGAAAGGAAGAAGAAACUACUAAGAAUGGAGAGGAAGGAGAGAUACAAGAUGCAGAAACGAACCAGAAAGUUGAGAAAGUAGAAACCAGAGCUGAAGAUGGUGAGGCAGGACUGGUGAUAGAGAGGAGGAAGAAGAGCGGUGAAUUGCCGGAUUGCCUCCUCCUGAUGAUGUAUGAACCAAAGCUCUCCAUGGAGGUCUCCAAGGAGACAUGGGUCUGCAGCACUGACUUUGUCCAUUGGAAGUCUUACCAGGGCAAGAAUAACCGUAAUCGCUACCCACAAAUGGCUUCUGCUAGUGGCAAUGAUGCAGCUACUGCUACAGGGGAGCCUGAAGAUAAGGAGAAUGCUGAAGGCAGCACUAUUGCGAACAACACAGAUCCGUCAACGGUGAACUUGGCUGUGGCACCUAUGCCACCUCCAAUUGCUCAAAAUGCGCAACCACCAAAACCAGCUGCAACGGAACAGAAGAUGAAGCUAGAGCUGCCGGUGGUCACCAAUGCGGCAGCCUACACCCCAUUUGUUCUGAAACGCUGCAAGUCAGAGCCAAUGCGGUCAUCGGCGCGCCUGGCUCCCGACGCUUGUUUCUGGAAGGACCGACAUCGGCCCCUGAAUGCCACCGGAGUCGGGUUCUGAUCCUGGCCAGACGGAGCAGCUGGAGGAGGGUGUUACCCCUGCUGGUUAUUUUUUUUGUGUGUAUUUGACCAGGAAAACUACGCUGAAGUCAGGACAAGGACAUAAAUGUAGUCUGAUAGAGCUAUCUCUGAAUAUUUAUCUCUGCAUUUUAUGAUUCUGUCUGUAUGUCUGAGUCUGAAUAGGUUCUGAGUAUGUAGUCUGAUAGAGAGUCAUUCCUGAGUCUGAAUAUGGUUGAGUUUGUAGGUAUUUGUAUAUGAAUAGCUGAAUCAGUGUAUCUGCAAGGGGUGUUUGGGAGGAGGGGGCUAAACUUUAUCCCUGUCA